AUGUUCAGCCGCAGCUCGCGGAAAAGACUGUCCAGCCGCUCGUUGACCGGACUGGGGCGGAUAGAGAGAGGCCAGCCAUGUAACGCCUGUGGUGACCAGUGUCCUGGGUUCGCCUUGCAUAAAUGGAGGAAGAUCUGCCUGCACUGCAAGUGUCCCCAGGAGGAGCACAUGGUGACGGUGAUGCCCCUGGAGAUGGAGAAGACCAUCAGCAAACUCAUGUUCGACUUCCAGAGGAACUCCACGUCGGACGACGACUCAGGCUGCGCCCUGGAGGAGUACGCCUGGGUGCCCCCGGGGCUGAAGCCCGAGCAGGUGCACCAAUAUUACAGCUGCCUGCCAGAAGAGAAAGUCCCCUAUGUCAACAGCCCCGGAGAGAAACUGCGAAUCAAGCAGCUGCUGCACCAGCUCCCGCCACAUGACAACGAGGUUCGAUACUGCAACUCCCUGGAUGAGGAGGAGAAGAGGGAGCUUAAGUUGUUCAGCAACCAGAGGAAACGUGAAAACCUGGGCAGAGGGAAUGUCAGGCCCUUCCCUGUCACUAUGACAGGGGCCAUUUGUGAGCAGUGCGGAGGCCAGAUUAAUGGCGGGGACAUCGCCGUGUUCGCCUCGCGCGCCGGCCACGGGGUUUGCUGGCACCCGCCAUGCUUCAUCUGCACCGUCUGCAACGAGCUCCUGGUGGAUCUGAUCUACUUCUACCAAGACGGGAAGAUCUACUGCGGCCGGCACCAUGCCGAGUGCCUGAAGCCACGCUGUGCAGCCUGCGAUGAGAUCAUCUUUGCAGAUGAAUGCACGGAAGCAGAGGGGCGGCACUGGCACAUGAAACACUUUUGCUGCUUCGAGUGCGAGACGGUGCUGGGCGGCCAGCGCUACAUCAUGAAGGAGGGGAGGCCCUACUGUUGCCACUGCUUCGAGUCCUUGUAUGCGGAAUAUUGUGACACCUGUGCCCAACAUAUAGGGAUCGACCAAGGUCAGAUGACCUACGACGGGCAGCACUGGCACGCCACCGAGACCUGUUUCUGCUGUGCUCACUGCAAGAAGUCCCUCCUGGGGCGGCCAUUCCUCCCGAAGCAGGGCCAGAUCUUCUGCUCCAGGGCCUGCAGCGCCGGGGAGGACCCCAACGGCUCCGACUCGUCGGAUUCCGCCUUCCAGAACGCCCGAGCCAAGGAGUCCCGGCGCAGCGCCAAGAUCGGCAAGAAUAAGGGCAAGACGGAGGAGGCCAUGCUGAACCAGCACAGCCAGCUGCAGGUGAGCUCCAACCGGCUGUCGGCCGACGUGGACCCCCUGUCGCUGCAGAUGGACCUGCUCAGCCUGUCCAGCCAGACGCCCAGCCUCAACCGGGACCCCAUUUGGAGGAGCCGAGAUGAGCCCUACCAUUACGGGAACAAGAUGGAGCAGAACCAGGCCCAGAGCCCCUUGCAGCUGCUGAGCCAGUGCAACAUCAGGACUUCCUACAGUCCGGGGGGACAGGCGGCCGGCGCCCAGCCCGACAUGUGGCCCAAGCACUUCAACAACCCCAAGAGGAGCUCGUCCAUGGCCAUGAAGGGACACGGCGGCAGCUUCAUCAAGGACUGCCGGGAGGACUAUUACCCAGGGAGGCUCAGGUCCCAGGAGAGCUACAGUGACAUGUCCAGUCAAAGCUUCAGUGAGCCCCGAGGCAGCAUCCAAGUCCCCAAGUACGAGGAGGAGGAAGAGGAGGAGGAGGAGGAGGAGGGCGGCGGCGGCCUGUCGGCGCAGCAGUGUCGGCCCCGCCAUCCCAUCAGCUCCCUGAAGUACACGGAGGACAUGACGCCCACCGAGCAGACCCCCCGCGGCUCCAUGGAGUCCCUAGCCCUGUCCAACGCCACAGGCCUCUCUGCCGAAGGUGGCGCCAAACGCCAGGAGCACCUGUCCCGGUUUUCCAUGCCCGACCUCAGCAAGGACUCGGGCAUGAACGUGUCGGAGAAGCUGAGCAACAUGGGCACGCUCAACUCGUCCAUGCAGUUCCGCAGCGCAGAGUCGGUGCGCAGCCUGCUGUCCGCCCAGCAGUACCAGGAGAUGGAGGGCAGCCUCCACCAGCUCGGCAACCCCAUCGGGUACCGAGACCUGCAGUCCCACGGGAGGAUGCACCAGAGCUUCGACUUCGAUGGCGGCCUCGCGGGCAGCAAGCUGGCGGGCCAGGACGCGGUGCGGGCGCAGCCCCUGAGCGAACGCACCCGCAGGAGGACUACCCCGCGCGACGACCACCGGCGCUUCCGUCCCCACCGCUCCCGGCGAUCCCGCCGCUCCCGCUCGGACAACGCCCUCCACCUGGCCAGCGACCGCGAGGCCAUGUCGCGAUUGAAAGAAAGGCCCUCCCUGAGAGCCCGCGAGGACUACGACCAGUUCGUGCGCCAGCGGAGCUUCCAGGAGAGCCUGGGGCAGGGGCCCCGGAGGGACCUGUACGGCCAGUGCCCGAGGACUGUCUCGGACCUGGCUUUGCAGAAUGCGUUUGGGGAGCGCUGGGGACCCUACUUCACCGAGUACGACUGGUGUUCCACCUGCUCCUCAUCCUCCGAGUCUGACAACGAGGGCUACUUCCUAGGAGAACCCAUCCCCCAGCCAGCCCGCCUGCGGUAUGUCACCAGUGACGAGCUGCUGCACAAAUACAGCUCCUACGGCGGCGUCCCCAAAUCCUCCUCCACGUUGGGGGGCAGAGGACAGCUGCAUAGCAGGAAAAGACAGAAGAGCAAAAACUGUAUCAUUUCGUAA
Messenger RNA from Marmota flaviventris (yellow-bellied marmot), 2727 nucleotides. RefSeq names its product prickle planar cell polarity protein 2 (gene Prickle2). The record is from RefSeq and is a predicted model, not a curated record. NCBI's taxonomy places the organism in Eukaryota, Metazoa, Chordata, Mammalia, Rodentia, Sciuridae. Gene Ontology annotation, molecular function: zinc ion binding.